Messenger RNA from Dryobates pubescens (Downy woodpecker), 5867 nucleotides. It is a transcript of the gene ANKRD31, whose product is annotated as ankyrin repeat domain 31. Lineage: Eukaryota; Metazoa; Chordata; Aves; Piciformes; Picidae. Bases 1 to 4497 code for a protein of 1498 amino acids. The record is from RefSeq and is a predicted model, not a curated record. Gene Ontology annotation, molecular function: protein binding. The transcript has 25 exons.
AUGGCGGAGCUGGGCGGCGACGAGGACAGCCAUAGCGACGAGACCAUAGUGGAGGGCUCCGUGAUGGAUAGUGAUGUGGAUGAAGAAGAGUUACAGAGGAGGCUGUGGUUGCCUAUUCUUGAUACAGACAUGGCUUUAACAGCUCAAGUAAGAAUUAAUGGAGGAUCUUGCUCUGCAGAAAUGUAUUUUAUAUUUCAUGAACCCCCCUGUAGUCAGAAGGAAGAACAGAUACAUCAAGAGGCUUGCACAUCUGACCAGUCUCAGUCUCUACUGCAGGGUUGGAUAAACUGUCCAUCAGCUACUGAGAAUAUUUCUAAGCCUGAUUUUUCACUAAAUGCUGCAGUUGAGGAACAGCAAAAUAAUUCUGUAGGUAUUGAAUUGAAUGGAGUUCAGAAAGAUUCAGAAGAAAAGCCUGUAGACAAUCAGCAAAGAGAGAAAGAAGUAAUUUCAGAUUACUGUGGUGUCACCUCUGGUGAAGAGCAAACUGGUGAGAGAAGUUCACAUCCAGUGGAGGCUGCAGCAUGUGCAGAAACAGCCCAAACAGCAUCAAGAAAUGCAACACCGUUAAGAGAGACCCCCUUAAAAUGCAGAGAUGUUUCCAGUCAUCACCAGAUCUCAGAAGACACUCAGCAGGGAACAUCUCACAGUGACAAAGCUAAGAAUUUUGAAAAAAUUCAGAAAUCUAAAGACAAGAAUGAUCUAGAGAUCAGCAUAUGCCAAGAAAUGACUCUGAAUGAGGAUGGAAAAGAGACUACAGAGAGAAGAAGAAGCAAGAGAAUAGAAAACAAACAGAACCAAGAAGCCUUUCGCAGGAAUUUUGUAAAUACUGUUUUCCCCAUUUCACUUUCAACAAUCAAUAAGAGGAAUAUGUAUGGUGAGACCAUACUGCAUAGAGCUGUUGCUCAACAAAAUACAGACUUUGUACGCAACAUAAUCAAGUCUGGUGGAAAUGUGAACACUCGGGAUUAUGCCGGCUGGACUGCACUACAUACAGCAAGUGUGGAAGGGUUUUAUGAGAUAGCAAAUGAGCUUUUGAAAGCAGGAGCUGAUGUUAAUGCUAAAGGAAAUGAACAAAUAACACCAUUGCAAGAUGCAGUUAAAGAAGGCCAUUAUGAGGUGGUAGAGUUAUUACUUUGGUAUGGAGCCGAUCCCUUAUUAAAAAAUGAGGUGGGAAGGUGUGCAUUAGAAGAAGCUUCUGACCUGUCUAUGAGGAAGCUGCUUGAAAGCUAUGUAGCAAAACACAGAAGACAUUCGAUAUCAGGUGGAAAUGAUUCAAAGAAUAUGUUAAAUGCUCAGAGUGUCAACGAUACAAACCUGCACCAGAUUGUCUUACAGACAGAUGAGUCAGAACUACCAUGUGCAAAUGUUGUAGAUUCAAGUAGCAUGGACAUACCACACCAGACUGUUGUAAAUGAGGUGCAAAACAUUAAUGCUAAUGUAUCUGAGGGUGGCACCAGUUGCACUAAACAGAUGCUUCAAGCAAAUGCAGAAGCACCAUUAGCACAUGAGGUUGUAGCAACUACAAAUGGGGAAAGUGUUUUUGGAACCCCUUAUAAUUCUACUAGUGGUGUACUAAACACCACUGAAGAAAAGUUCCCACAGCCAGAGGAAGGAGGGAGGAUCCUGCUGAAUGCAGAACAAAGAAUUGAAGAAUGUCACAUGGAAACUGCAUAUAUCACUAGUUUAGAGUCCGAGCCUGUAGUUUUACAACUCCAUGAAAAAGACACAAUUCAAAUUAGCCAAGAGAGAGAGGAUCUUCAGGAGACCAACCUAAAAGAAGAUUUACAUUUUGGCUUUAAUGCAGACAGCAACUCUCCUUUUUCAUUUCAGAUUGUGGAAAAUGUGCAGAAACAAAACUCCCAGAAAACAGACGAAGGAGUAUUUGCUGGAGUAAGUGGAAUGGAAUGCACUGAAAAAAAUGGAGUCAGAAAUGCAGAGACCAAUGUGUUUUCACAGUUUACUGAAACAGAAGUCCAAACUAAGAAAGCAGGGUUAGACCUUCAGAAGACAAGCCAACAGGCAGCCUCAUAUUCCAGUGGCAGCGAAAACAAGCUUUCCUGUGAUCAGACACAAUUCAAUCAACCAUCAGAACAGCAAACAUCCAAGAAAUCAGACUCCUUCCAAUCUACCAGAAAAGAAGCAGUAAUUGUACAUGGCACCUAUAAUACAAGAUAUGGGAAAAAGAUGACAAGGAAGAGAAAUGCAAAUGGGGAAACUCAGCUGCACGUAGCUGCUAGGAGAGGAGAUUUACCUUUGGUGAAAGCCCUAAUAUCUUGUGGAAUUUGUGUCAAUGAUCAGGACUAUGCAGGUUGGACAGCAAUUCAUGAAGCCUGCAGCAGGGGCUUUACUGAAGUGAUCUCAGAAUUACUGAAAGCUGGUGCAGAUGUCAACAGCAGAAGUCUGGAUGGUAUUUUACCCAUCCAUGAUGCUGUUCAUGGCAAUUAUUUGGAGGUAGUCAAGAUUCUGCUACAGCAUGGAGCAAAUCCCUAUGAGAAGGAUGAUUCAGGGAAAAGUGCUUUGGAUCAAGCUUGUAAUGAUCAAAUGAAAGAAUUGCUGAAGUCUUACAGCAGCAUGGACUCUGCAGUUCCUGUUGAGACUACUGAAAUCACAGAGAGGAGAUAUUCACUUAGGUCAAGAACAGUGAAACGCGGUGGUUGCAACUUCUAUAAAAAUGAUGCUUUGGAGUCGCAGCAUGAGAAAUACAGUGUGUCUGUUGCUGCCAUACAAGAUGCAGAAAAGAAGCAAAAGGAACUUUUGCUCUUUGAAUUGAGAACUUCCAAAGAUGCAGAUGUGUAUACCCGAAGGCUGUCUCAAACCCAAGACACUUUGAAUAAAAUGCUUGCAAAACAGAAAACAGAAAGGGAUACCCUUGCUAAAAAAUAUAGAGCUUCAGUGGAAUCUUUCAAAAAAGGAGAACUGAGAAAACAGUUAGUUAACCUUGGUUCUAGGCAAAAGAGUCUGUUGACUGUUGUACAAAAGCAGAAAAUACAAAAUUACAGAAAAACAAAGCAAGUGUUUAGUGCAUCAUGUUCAGAGAAGCAAAUCUCAAUUUCCCAUGGAAAUGAUAAAAGACAAAAUUUAACUGCAGAUGCAAUGAUGAGUCCUGAUGUAGUUACAUUUAAUAUGGGGCUUGGUGCCAGCAUGCAUAAUGGUAACCACCUAGAAGCACAUCACUCUUCAGAAAAUCAGGAAUGCAGCCAGGAUCCACAUGUCUGCUUUGAUGAGACAGCAGCAAAUAAAGAUGCAAUUAGAUGCAAAGAGGCUUCUGAUCAUUCUUUGGCAUCCAAAAACAGAGUAAGAGAAGAUCUGUUCAGCAUGUCAAAGCUGACAAAUGCUGUGAAAGUGGUGACAUUGCCUUCAGAACCUGCUGUUUCCACUACUAAAACAAAGUGCUCACAGCAGAAAGAUAGUGUAGCUUGUGUAACAACCGCAAAACAAGGAGAUAGGUCUUUAAAUCCCACUUCAGUGACCAACACAUUAAAUACUGUGAAAGCCCGAAGCUCUGUUGUCAAUGUCUGUCAGCCAGGCAGUAGCUGUCAACAGGUUCUUGCAGAUGAGGAUCUACACCGACAUGUGAAUAAAGAAGCGGCAGCAAUAAUAAACAGCAACAAGCAGCAACAGCAACAGCAAGGGAUUUUGUUGACACCUACAAAGAAUGUCCCUAAUAUUCUGCAGCAAACUAUCUCUUGGUGUAAUGACAGCUCAUUUAAUGCCAACUCAGUGCUUACAGACCUUACCUCAAAUACAGACUAUCCAGUAAUUGAGAAAUCUUCCCAGAGCUGUAGUAAUCACAGAUAUGUACAAAACCAAGUGAGAUGUGGAAGAAGAAAUAAGAAAAAACUCCAGUUGAUAGAUCUACUUGAAUUGGGAAGAAUUAAGCCAGGAGAAAAUGUUUUAGAAUUCACACUGCAGGAAUUUAGUCAUAAAGCCACACUCUUAAAAAAUGGGAAGAUCAGAACCAGUAGGAGACAAAUACUCCAGAAUCCAGUUCAGUGGGUUAAAGACCUACUAGGAAGUGAUAUUUAUGUGUCAUGGCAGUAUGCAUGGAAUAAGGUUACAUAUCUGGGGACACAGUUGUCAAAGUUUUGUGAUGAAGAGGUGGCAGUUUCCAGUGACUGGGAAUUACCAUCACAAGAGAGAGAAUCUUUGGGAAAGAAUUUUAUAACAAGGCACUCCAGCAACUACAGCCACCACCAUCAGAGUCUUGGUACUGUCUCUAUUACUCAGCGCCCUGGGAGCUUUGUCCUGAGCGAUGUGCAGCCAAAAACCUCAUCCUUGCCACAAAGAGGUGUGAAAACAUUGCUGUGCACUGAUACAGAGGCAGCUGUUACCAGGGAAUUGAAGAGGUCCUCUGUCUUGUUCACUUCAGUGGAAGGUCUGACACAUUUUCUUCAAUUCCAUGAGAUAGUAAUGGUGUGUAAAGAGGAGUUUCUGCCAUGCCCUGUAAUGGAAAAGCACUGGAGUUUCUACCGAGACUGUGAAGAUUUUGGAUUCUAGAGGCUUCUUGAGCGCUAACAUUUUUUUCUUCAUUGUCACUUAAAAGUAACCAUUUGAGCUUAUAGAUCUAAGUGUUUUGCUACUGUCAUUUUGAGAAAUUAUUUACCUAGCACUUGGAAUAGCCUGAAGGACUGAGUAAAUGAGGAGCGAGGGAGUACUCUGUAGCAGGUGAGGGUAGCUGUCAAUAUUGACUUUUGCACCAUAAGAUUAAAAAGUGGGGAAGUAGACAAGAGCUGUUGUACUCUGGUGUUCGUUGUGAAUUAUAUUGCAAGUUGUUAAUGUCAUAUGAAAUUCCACUGACUUCAGUGGCUGCCUGUGCUUGAUGGGGUUGCACAAAAUCAUAGAAGUAUCAACACUCUUAGUCACUUCCUGUUACUUAAACCUGGAGCUGUGCUGCCUGCGCAUAUGCUAUCAGAAAUUGUUGCUCAUGUUUGUGUAGUAACGUAACUUGUUAGGUCAGGUAAAAAAUCCAGAUGGGCAUCUUUCAAAAUCACCAGCAGCUUUACUUUAAGUGGCGUUAAUAUAUACAAACAUUUGAGAAGGGGGUGGAUGCUGGGAGAGGUUAGAAAGAGGAGUCUUAGCCAUUGGAAAUGCUCAGGGAAAUUCCAUUCAUAUUGCAGCCAAGUUUUUCUGGUAGGCAGAAAAUAUACUGGCAUAUGGCAAGAGAUGCAGUUAGCCUGUCUGUGGGGCACAAAUUCUUCCAUCUAACAAUAUUUUAGAUAUUCAUCCUGAUCUCUGGAGGAUUCCUAUUUGUUUUAAGUUUACAAUCUGUGAAUCUGCCUUGGUAGCAUAUUUAUAACACAUUUGACUGUCAUGAGAGUUAUCUGCAUUCAAAUGGCAUUCUGGCUCUUUCGUCUUCUGGGUUAUAAGAAGAGAUGAAACAAUAGCACCUGCUGCUCCUAACUCCAGUGAAUGGGAUGAGAAACACCUCCUGUCAAUACAUAACAACCUCAGCUAGCUAUUUGGAGUGCAAAGAGCUGUUCUGCAAAGAUUUGAUUAGUGACUUAAACAGAAGGUGGUUCAGGGAAGAGAGAGGGGUCUGAUGUGCUAAGAGCUAGGAUGCAUGAGCAAUCAUAGCCUGAUGGGCUGUAAGAAUAAAGAAAUGCAGACUGCCUGAAAGUAAAAAAAGUAAAAGGCUACUAAGUGAUAGGUAUCUUGUAAAGGUCACUUUCCACACAGGAAAGGAAGUGGAGUGGUCUUACAGCUGCAGCAGCCAAACAAACCUGAAGACAUAUUUGUUUAAGGUAAAUGCUCAUUCAAAUACACUUCCACUGAAAGAAUUUUGACUGUUAAAAUGACUACAGAAUUACUUACAUGUUUGCUUGACAGUUUUCCUUUGUUACAAGAUGUCAAAUAAAAUUGUGUGUAAA